AUGUAUAGAACACUGCAGUUCUUUGUCUCAUGUAUAUCUCGUUCACAAUCACGGAACCAAUGUAAGAAGAAUUGCCAUGGAUUUAAUGACCAUGUCUUGAGUGAAAAAUCACACUGGAUCUCUCAGUACGAAACACAGAGCAUUAAACCUGUUGACUGGCUGGCUCCAGCUGAAAUCAUUGCCGAUCAUGUGAUCAGUAAAGUGGGAGCAUUGUCGACCGGAAAGGAAAAGCCUUUAAUACGCCUUUUGGACGUUGGGUGCGGGACCUCCCAUGUGCCCCAUCGCCUCCUUCAGGAUCUACCUCAUCCCUUACACCUCGUUUGUCUCGAUUACGUCCCUGGUGCAGCUCGCUGGCAAAGUGAAGUGCUUACAAAAAUUACGCCGGCUAAUAAACUGUCGAUACACACCUGUAUUACUGGCGAUGUACGUGCAUUACCCUUUAGAGAUGAUAAUUUCCACGUGAUCUUGGACAAAGGGACACUAGACUCGCUGCUGAAGGACAGAGAUCGGGCACUUCCGUCCUGUGAUAAGAUGUUAAGCGAAUGUCUUAGGACGCUCCGUCCUGGAGGAGUCUUACUACAGAUUACAGAUGAAGAUCCGGAUUUACGAAUACAGCUAUUGGAGGAGACGUUUUCCCGGAUCAAAGUCAAGGCACAUGUUUCUUAUAGCCAGGUCGACACGCAUGGCCACGAGUGUUUUAUGUACGUUUUGUCACUUUGAUUCAAAAUUGACUUGACGCGAUAACGCAAUGUUAGAAAUAGUUGACAAGGCCAAUAAUAGAAGUUCAUUUAUCCUCGACCUAGUCUCCUUACUUGUAAUUAAGCCAACUGUCGUUUGUUUAAGUUACUACUGUUGGCCUAUUUAGUGUAUAUAUCACGAGAACUCUGCAAUGCACUAGACAGGAGUUGGGCUUUUCGGGACCUUGUCACUCGGCAUGACUUCUUCUUGAGUUCUAGCUGUGGUGAUCGUGAAAUAGUGUUGUUAUUUAUCAAGGUCUCUCAUAACUCCAAUAUGGCGCAGAGAACUGCCAACUUUUCUCCAGUUCCACACUGGUGCAAAUGAACUGAAAUUUCGUUGAAUUGUUGGGAGACUGAAAUGAAUAGUUUCUAUAAUCAUAAUUGUUUCUAAUCAUUUUGUUCACACCUUCACUAUUGCUAACAAGUGUAAAAGAUCUUUACAAUGAGAUGAACA
Messenger RNA from Ylistrum balloti, 1191 nucleotides. Its product is annotated as citrate synthase-lysine N-methyltransferase CSKMT, mitochondrial-like. The record is from RefSeq and is a predicted model, not a curated record. The transcript is spliced from 2 exons. Lineage: Eukaryota; Metazoa; Mollusca; Bivalvia; Pectinida; Pectinidae. Gene Ontology annotation, molecular function: S-adenosylmethionine-dependent methyltransferase activity. Bases 1 to 720 code for a protein of 239 amino acids.